GGUGGCUGUGGUGGCUGUGGCGGCUGUGGCGGCUGUGGUGGCUGUGGCUGUGGUGGCUGUGGCUGUGGCGGCUGUGGCUGUGGCGGCUGUGGCAGCUGCACCACCUGCAGAUGCUACCGCGUGGGCUGCUGCUCCGGCUGCUGCCCCUGCUGCUGUGGCUGCUGUGGGGGCUGCUGCAGCCAACCCGUGGUCUGCUGCUGCCGCCGCACCUGCUGCUGCCAGCCUUGUUGCUGCAGCUCUGGCUGUCGCGGCUGCGGCUGUGGCUGCGGCUGCGGGAAGGGCUGUGGCUGUAGCAAGGGCUGCUGCCAGCAGAAGUGCUGCUGCCAGAAGCAAUGCUGCUGCUAG
Messenger RNA from Sorex araneus (European shrew), 345 nucleotides. RefSeq names its product small cysteine and glycine repeat-containing protein 5-like. The record is from RefSeq and is a predicted model, not a curated record. The annotation marks the transcript as partial. The transcript has a single exon. Lineage: Eukaryota; Metazoa; Chordata; Mammalia; Eulipotyphla; Soricidae.